Molecule: messenger RNA, 918 nt
Organism: Musa acuminata subsp. malaccensis (wild Malaysian banana)
Lineage: Eukaryota; Viridiplantae; Streptophyta; Magnoliopsida; Zingiberales; Musaceae
Product: nifU-like protein 2, chloroplastic
Biological process (GO): iron-sulfur cluster assembly
Cellular component (GO): mitochondrion; chloroplast stroma
Molecular function (GO): iron ion binding; 4 iron, 4 sulfur cluster binding
Source: RefSeq, a predicted model, not a curated record
CGUUUCCUAUUUCGACAGCCGUCGCGUCCGGCGUCUUCCUGUUCAUCCUGUUCGAGAGAGAGAGAGAGAGAGAGAGAGAGAGAGAGAGGAGGCUAUGAUGCAAACUUCGGUGGUGUCGAAUCCCUCGUCUUGUACCGAAGCCACCUCCUCUUCAGCCGCCGCAGCCUUCUUGCCUUUCCGUCCUCUCCGCUUCAAGGAUUCGGGCGUCCGGGGAACCAGGAUUUCGAUCUUGACGCGCGGGUUUCGCUCGCAUAGGGGUUACGCUCUUCGGUCGAUUCCCAGAUUUAGGAGGCCGGCCGUGGUUAAAUCAGUUGCUACUCCUGAUCCAUUAGUAGAGUUACCUCUAACUGCUGAAAAUGUUGAGUCGGUGUUGGAUGAAGUGCGACCAUAUCUUAUAGCAGAUGGAGGAAAUGUAGUACUUCAUGAGAUAGAUGGAAACAUUGUAAGAUUAAAAUUACAAGGAGCAUGUGGUUCUUGUCCAAGUUCUGUAAUGACGAUGAAGAUGGGCAUUGAGCGUCGCUUAAUGGAAAAAAUUCCAGAUAUAGUUGCUGUCGAACCAAUCACUGAUGAGGAGACUGGUCUUCAGCUGAAUGAAGAAAAUAUAGAGAAGGUACUUGAUGAGAUAAGGCCAUACCUUGCAGGAACCGGUGGUGGUGAGCUUGAGCUAGUCAAAAUCGAGGAGCCCAUUGUUAAGGUUCGGCUAACAGGGCAAGCCGCCGGGGUGAUGACUGUUCGAGUGGCAGUAACUCAGAAGCUGCGAGAAAAGAUACCUGCCAUUGCGGCUGUUCAGCUUUUAUCGUAGGUCGGCCGAAGACUUAUUUUUAUACUUAUUUCUUACACUAUGAUGUUGUAAGACGUUGUAUAGUCAAUAAUUUUGCUUGAUACAAAAAGCUCAAGAGACUCAUCAUCUUUUCAAAA